This is a messenger RNA of Branchiostoma belcheri (Belcher's lancelet), 1980 nucleotides long. RefSeq names its product activating signal cointegrator 1 complex subunit 1-like. The coding region runs from base 237 to 1328 and encodes 363 amino acids. Gene Ontology annotation, cellular component: nucleus. Gene Ontology annotation, biological process: regulation of DNA-templated transcription; DNA alkylation repair. The record is from RefSeq and is a predicted model, not a curated record. Lineage: Eukaryota; Metazoa; Chordata; Leptocardii; Amphioxiformes; Branchiostomatidae. Gene Ontology annotation, molecular function: RNA binding. The transcript is spliced from 6 exons.
CGUCAUCAGUUCUUGCAGACGAACUUUCGGACACCGAAAAUAAGAAAAAAAGUUGUCUUGUGUCUUCUGAGGGUCGCAGACUACUUUAGCUGGUACGUGUGUCCUGGGGAAGAUAGUGUCUGCGUUCUGAUGUAACUGAGAAGACGUUCAGGCACGCAGUUCGUCUCAUUCUGCCCUUGCAACGGUGAAAGAGACUGAUAAUCAGCUGAACACUUGGACAGAGACAGUGUUUAGAGAUGGAUGUGCUGCGUCCAGAUCUGGUCUGGGUGGACGGCAGAUGUUACAGGAAGAACUUCCUGUCUGACUCCGGUCCAGAUGAGCAGCAGGAGGAGGAGGAGGAUGUUGCCAUGGCAACAGGAUGCAGGGAUAACGUGUACGCCGAUGAGUCGUGUGACAUCAUCCCGGUCCAGAGGACGGACCGCGGCUACAAGCUGACCCUCGACCUUCCCAGCGACCUCUUCAAGUUCAUCAUCGGUCGGAAGGGGGAGACGAAGAAACGGCUGGAGACGGAGACAAGGUCGCAGGUGCAGAUUCCCAAGGUCGGCGCCGGGGGAGAGGUCGUCAUCACGGGGUCGGACAAACAGGGGGUUCUGUCUGCCAUGAGGAGGAUACAGAUACUGGCUGACUCAGGAAGAGCCAAGCUGCCCUUCACCCACUUCCUGUCGUUGCCCCUGACGACCACGCCCAUCAAGGAGGGCUUCCAGGAAUUCCAGUCCAGCGUGCUGGCAGAGUGUGGCCAGGACCAAGGCAUAGAUGCGAGUAUAUUCCAGAACCCAGACAAGCUGCACCUGACCCUGACCACUCUGGUUCUGCUGACAGAGAAGGAAGUGGCCGCGGCUGAGAGGGUCUUAAAGGAGUGUGUGGAGGAUCUCGUGUCUCCUCUUCUCAGGGGAAAGCCUCUCCAGGUGGACGUGCGUGGGAUUGAGUACAUGAACGACGACCCUGCCAUGGUGGACGUGCUGUAUGCACAGGUGCAUCUGCCUGAUGGUUCCGACAAACUGCAGACGAUGGCGGACGGGGUUGUGGAGCGGUUUGUGUCAGCGGGGCUGACCGAGCAAGAAUACGACCGCGUCAAACUCCACACGACCGUCAUGAACACGUUAUUCCGGCGGGAUCCGAGCGCCAGCCCCGACAAAUCCAGCAGAAAGGCUGGGAAGGGCCGGCCGCUCAAGGAGAGGGAGUCCUUCGAUGCUCGGAACGUCUUAAAGAUCUUCGGGGACUUUCACUUCGGCAAGACGGACUUGAACUCGAUACAUCUGUCUGAGAGGUUCUCCUCGGACAGUAAGACGGGAUAUUAUAACUGCGCUGCGGCUGUGGAACUGACAUGAUUCAAGGUCAUCUCAACAUAGAACAUGUAGUAAGAAUCGUUGGUGAAAGUUAAAGAUACUCAUAGACUAUUCAAUCAUCCAGGAGGUAGAAAAAACACUCCAUGAUUUAAUCUCUUAUCAUCAUCUUGUCACAAGUACAGCAUCGAUGUCCAGGAAGACUAGUCUCUCGAAUGGCUCUCUGAAUAAAGAAUUAAGUGUAAAAUAAUUUGCAGCCUUUUUUAUUGUCCCAAGUAAUAAGAUUAACAAUCCUGUCUAUAGUGGCCACCUGCCUGUCAAUGUGACCAGUUUCUUCAGAAUCUAUAUUAUGUUUGACUUUACAGUAUUAAGUACUUAGUAUUUGUUUCCACACAACAGUACUUAAGAAAGAAAGAAAAGGGAAUUCUUGUCCCCAAUACGUCCACUUUUACACAUAGUAUUUUCAUGGAGGUAGAAUGGUGGUUUGCAUACUUUUUAUCUUUAUCCUACUGCAGUUUUUACCUACAUCGGUAGAUGUCAUUAAUGUCACGUUCAGUUUGAACCCUGACCCGUGGCUUGGAUGACUUUCUCCCUGUUUUGAUAGAAACCAGAAUUAGAUUCGACGUGUUUUGUAAAAAUAAGAAUAAAGAUAGGAGGGUGAAAUGGCUUUAAUUAUUAAAAACCAUUGUUCGUAGAA